Messenger RNA from Racocetra persica, 1197 nucleotides. NCBI's taxonomy places the organism in Eukaryota, Fungi, Glomeromycota, Glomeromycetes, Diversisporales, Gigasporaceae. The record is from the annotation of a GenBank genome assembly.
AUGUCGGAUAGCGAAACACGACUUGCAGCAAUUGCGAGCAUUCCAUCACAAAAGGAUAAAACUACUGAAUAUCGUGCUUUAUUGGAAACAAUUCUUACUUCAACGGACGAAACAGUUUUAGCAGCUGAUCUGGAAAUAUUUGUUGACCACAUAGUACAAGAACAAGUUGGUUUAGUCAUUUCUCGACAAAUUCUUACCGAGUUCGUACUGGGCAUUGAUAAAAUUGGAAAUUCUGCCAUAAAAAAACGUGUUCUAAACUUUGCGCUGAAUAAAGUCCAGCCAAGAGUUGUCAGUUUUGAGGAACAGAUUUCAACACUCCGCGAAAAAUUGGCCGAAAUCUUUGAGGCUGAGGAAGACUGGCUUGAAGCUGCUAAGGUGUUGCAAGGAAUUCCACUAGAUUCAGGUCUUCGAACUAUUUCGGAUGAAUAUAAGCUCAAGAUUUAUAUUAAAAUUAUUCAACUUCUUUUAGAAGAAGACGAAGCAGUGUCAACAGAAACGUAUUUAAGUCGCGCCGCGUUGUUGAUUCCUGGUUGUAAGGAUCAAGUCAUCAACUUAACGUUCAAAUUGUCACAAGCUAAGGUCUUUGAUUUCAAGAGAAAAUUCCUUGAAGCUAGUUCGAAAUAUCAUGAGCUGAGUUAUGUACCUGAGUUAGCGCCAGAAGAUCGAACGAACUUUCUUGCCGGUGCUGGCCCUCAACGUUCGCGCAUGUUAGCCACGCUAUAUAAGGAUGAACGGGUACAGCGUCUACCACAUUUUUCUAUCCUUGAAAAAAUGUAUCUUGAUCGUGUUUUACGACCAAACGAGGUCAAAGGGUUUGCAGAAACCCUUAAAGAACAUCAACGUGCACGACUCGCAGAUGGCACAACUGUUCUAGAUCGCGCAGUGAUCGAACACAAUCUUUUAUCAGCUUCUAUGAUUUAUAACAACAUCACAUUUGAGGAACUUGGAUCCUUACUUGCCAUUACUCCAGACCAGGCUGAACAAAUCGCAAGUUCAAUGAUUGAGCAGGGACGAAUGCAAGGAACAAUCGAUCAAAUUGAAAGAUUGAUAUUCUUUGAAAGUAAUUCAGCAGGAAAGGCAGUUGGCGGCAUACUCGGUGCAAAAUGGGAUAUAGCAAUUCAAAAUGUUUGUCAUCAUGUAGAGGAGGUUGUAAUUGCAAUCGGAAGCAAAUAUCCAGAGCUCACGCAAAUUUUGUAG